Asparagus officinalis (garden asparagus) is the source of this 1357-nucleotide messenger RNA. RefSeq lists its product as uncharacterized. NCBI's taxonomy places the organism in Eukaryota, Viridiplantae, Streptophyta, Magnoliopsida, Asparagales, Asparagaceae. The transcript has 2 exons. The coding region runs from base 167 to 829 and encodes 220 amino acids. The record is from RefSeq and is a predicted model, not a curated record.
CUUGGAUUAAAGAUUAAGAAUUUGAAGAAUUGCUUUCGGAUGCCCCCCCAGAAAGAAAUAUCGAGCAAGUUCAUCAUCUUCUGAUCCAUCUGAAACCGACAUAGAUAGGCCCACUAUUUUAGCCAGAAUUGUUAGUCUUAACAUUCAUUUUGAGAGGGGAUUUCAGAUGAGUGCACUGCAUACAUAUCAUUCCACAGUCACCAUGUUAACUGCAGUAGGUCUUAGGAGCAUGAUGACUAAACCCUUAGAAAAAGCAAACAUUUCAUUAGUGCAUGAGUUCUAUUCUGGAUGGGAGAUUGAUCCAGAUAGAGAAUAUUCAGCUUUUUCUAUCGUGAGGGGUGUUAGGGUUAUUUUCGAUCUUUCCACUAUUCGUGCUACCCUUGACCUUGCAGAGCCACCCACUGAUGUACCAGAUUACUUCCAUUUAGCCUCCACUUUACAGCCUGGUACACCAGAAUACAACAACAUGUCUGCAACCUUGUGUGGGAGGGUCUUUACAUCUAGUUUCGGUUCAGGAAAUCUCAAACCAGAAUAUAGAUUACUUAAUCUUUUCCUGAACUUUGAUUUGAAACCCACCACUGCAUACUCCGUCAUUACCCCACACGAUAUUCUCCUUCUCUUUUGGAUAGCCACUGGUCAGCGAUUUGAUAUAGCGAGGAUUAUAUUUGUAUGGAUGCGCUCAUCAGUGGAGAAUGUGUUAGAUUGGGUCAGGACACAGUCUGCAUCACGUACUGAGCUCAUUUACCCCUAUUUUAUCACUAGACUCUGCCAUAGAUUUCACGUUCCAGUGUUCGCAAAGGAUAGGUUAGAAGCAGGAAGGGGUUACUAAAUGAUCAGACUGUGAGGAGGAGCAUUUCAGGACGAGAUCAGUCCGGUCCUUCAGGUAGAGAGCCUCCUCAGCACCAGCCAGCUACACAUGACCCCACUCGAGAGGAGAUGGAUACGAUGCGGAGUCGCAUGGACAGGAUGCAGAUUCGCAUGGAGAGGAUGCAGAGUCAGAUGCACAGAAUGCAGCGGCAUAUACACGACAUACAUGGUCAGAUGAGCUUUUCCACAAAUACCCUAGCAUAUUUGGCGAGAGGAUGGCAGAGAGAACAUGGAGAUACAGAUGUACCUCCACCUGAGCUUCAUAGUUAUAUCACACCAUUUCAGCCAGAUGAUUUCCCAGGAGAGGAUGAGGCAGGACCGAGUUCAGCAGCUGCCGCGGAUGAUGUGGAUGACGAUAUAUCAGGAGAUGAGCAGUGAGGGAUGUUCUUUCUAUUUUACCCAGUCUUUGAUAUUUAUUUCGGCAUGUACUUAUUAAACUGUGAUAUUUUGGAUAUUAUUUGCCUUGAGGACACUGCAAAGUCUGGGUAUG